This is a messenger RNA of Lactuca sativa (garden lettuce), 1848 nucleotides long. RefSeq names its product ribonuclease 3-like protein 2. Lineage: Eukaryota; Viridiplantae; Streptophyta; Magnoliopsida; Asterales; Asteraceae. Gene Ontology annotation, cellular component: cytoplasm; nucleus. The record is from RefSeq and is a predicted model, not a curated record. Gene Ontology annotation, biological process: siRNA processing. Gene Ontology annotation, molecular function: ribonuclease III activity; RNA binding.
UGUGAUGGUUAUGAUUAAACGGAAAAGUUAUCAGUCGUCGUUGAAGUUUUUUGUGAGUUCAUUUCUUGGUCUGUGUUGUACGAAUCAUAUCACCAAAAUGGCAAUUCAUAAAGCUGCAAUUGAUCCUGAAUACACUGUGAAAGGCUUCACCAAAAUGGCUAAAGCUGGAAUUUAUACUCCUAGGAAAUGCAUUCUGGAUUUCCAUAAGAACAGAAACCCUAACUUCUUUUCUCAUUAUCUUCAUCCUUUCCUCAAUCCUCACUCACCAGUCGCCGCAGCAUUCUUUGCUACAAGAUUUCCUAAAGAUUCCGCCAAGUAGGUAUGUGAUGUCAUCAGAGAAUUAUAGAAUAUGCAGAAAAUAGGUAAUACUCUUAUUUAGAUCAAAAACUAUAAUAGGUUCUUGCGCUACACUAUUGGACCUCGGCCUUCCUUGGAUUGCAUGCACAUCAGGUAAGGCCAUACGAGUAUAAUAAACUCCAAGAAAACAAGAUUUUUCUUUAUUAUAUAUAAAAUUAUGAAUUUGUUUGUUCCUAUUAUAACAUCCUACUUUAUAGCUAGACAUGUCGAAUUCAAAUUCUCAAUCAAAAAAGAGAAAAAUGGUCCCAGAUGUAGAAUCGGAGGAGAAGAUUGUGUACACAUACAACAUCGACAUGGCCCCACAAGAUACUCAAUCAUCCGGUUCCAGUCAAUUCAUGAGGAACAUGGAUGAUUCCAUUUCAGCUGUUGAAUCCAUAUUGAAAUACACCUUCAAGAACAAAAAACUGUUAGAAGAAGCCUUAACACAUUCUUCAUACACUGAGUCUCAAUCCUACCAACGUCUGGAAAUCCUUGGGGAUUCUGUUCUUGGAGUCCUCAUCACUAAAUUUGUCUACUUGGCUUACCCUGAACUUGACCCCGGUCAAAUCUCUCUCCUCCGAGCCGCCAAUAUCAGUACCGAAAAACUCGCACGCGUGGCGGUCCGCAACGGCCUUUACAAAUAUGUCCGCCACAAAACCAGCUCUCUUAAUGACAAGGUUAGGGAAUUUGUGAUAGCGGUUGAAGAAGAAGGAGAAGAAGAGAUGGUGGUGCAUGGUGGACAGAUGAAAGCUCCAAAGGUGCUUGCGGAUAUCGUUGAAUCGAUUACUGGAGCUGUAUUUCAAGAUUGUGAUUUCAAUUUUCAAAUCUUAUGGGAGGUAAUUAGAGAGUUACUUGAACCGAUGGUUAUGUUAAAUGUUCUUGAGAAACGGCCACAGCCUGUUACCAUGCUAUACGAGGCAUGUCAAAAAGAAGGGAAAGGUGUUGAGAUAAAGAACUCGAGGCAAGGUGAAAUAAACAUUGCAAGUGUAUAUGUAGAUGGAAAGUUUAUUGCCUCUGGCUCUUCAGAGAAUAAAGAGAAUGCUAAGCUUCAUGCAGCUGAAGUUGCUCUAUCUAAGUUAAUGAGGCUAAAAAGAACUACUGAUGCAAUAAGUUUGCAAAUGAAAGGUAAUUCUGGUGAAGUCACUGAGAUUAAAGGUGCUAAACGAAAAAUACAUGAACUUUGUAUCAGGAGAAGGUGGCCAAAAGCGACUUACAGAAUUGAGCACGAAUUGGGUCCUGCACACGAUAGAAGAUAUAUAGCAUCGGUGCAAAUUGAACUUUCUGAUAAAAUAUUUUUCAUGAAGGGAGAAGAGAGGUCAAAAGUCAAGAAGGCUGAAAAUUCUGCAGCCUCAGUUAUGUUUUUUUCUUUGCUAGAAUUGGGAUAUUAAUGAAUGUCUGAAAACAAAAAAAAACUCGCAUAUAUGGAUGUCUAAAAAGAUAUAUGAAUGUCUAAAAAGUAAAAACAAACAAUUCACAUAUGCAUCUAACAUUUUCCUCGUUUGAUCGUUACAA